Messenger RNA from Megalops cyprinoides (Indo-Pacific tarpon), 3822 nucleotides. RefSeq names its product F-box protein 34 (gene fbxo34). Lineage: Eukaryota; Metazoa; Chordata; Actinopteri; Elopiformes; Megalopidae. The coding region runs from base 338 to 2512 and encodes 724 amino acids. Gene Ontology annotation, molecular function: protein binding. The transcript has 4 exons. The record is from RefSeq and is a predicted model, not a curated record.
UACGCGCUAUAUCAGGCAGCGGUGCGCCUCACCCUCUGCGAUCUUAGGGAAUAGUGAAAGAGUGGAGCUCAGCUCAGUUGAGGAAGACCAAAUUUGUGCACACAGCCGCGCAGAAAAUCAACUCUUAAUGUAUUAGUCAGUCGUCGAAAAUAGAGGAUGGCACAACGCGGGGAGAACGGGCCCAGAUGGUGAAGAACUGUGUUGGUUUUGGACUGGGAGAUUUCUGCGAGUGUUACCCAAAAAUCUAUUUCCGAGUUUUUGCGGAGUCUGGGUGGGACCCCGAGGCGUGAGGUCAUUGGAUCCUGGUUUGAAGAAGAGUCAUGUAGGGAAGUGACGGAUGCCAGGGAGAUGUGAAAAUGUAAUGAGUUCCUUCAGAUCUGUCUCCUACAAGGAACCACGGAAACUCCCCUCCACACUCCACCCUGCCUGGAGGUGUGCAACCAUGCACCUCAAGCCGUACCCCAAAUUCCAGAAAGAGCUUCAUCUGGAGUCAAUCCAGGACAGUGCAAGAGGUGUUCACGCUGGUCAGCAGCGGGUGCUCAGGAUCGAACGGGCCGUGCACCAGUCCUGUCCUGUGAGGGCAGUGCCAGGCAGUGUCCCAAGCAGCCGCCGCCCCCUUGGGGUCAUAUUCACCAACAUGCUCUGCGGCAACAACAGCAGCAACAGCAACCCCACCCCCAAAGUGUGUGAGUGUCCACCCAAUGGCCCAUGGGACCGCAAGGGGAAGGCGCCUCCUGUCAGUGCACUUACUAGCUCUCUACUGCUGCUGUCCUCCAUGCCUGACAAGGGUGACCCACUGACCCUUUACCAGGGGGACAGUGGGGAUGCUCACUUGGACAUUUGGGCUGUUAUCAAACCUGGGAACACCAAGGAGAAGAUCGCCAUUUUUGCCGCCCAGCAGUGUGGCCAUAACGGCGUGGGCACGGGGGGUGGUGAUGGCCCCGCCAGCCGGACACUCUCCAUGAAAAUAAAAGGCUGCUGGGAGGUGGAGGGGUCUUUGGCCAAGCGCAGGAAAUGCUCCUCAGACCCAGACAAACCGGGCGGACUAGGGCAGUGGCCACCACAGGGGGGCAGUGGAGGGGAGCAGGAGGUCAGGGGGGAGAAGCCACAUGAUGAGGCCGUGCAGCAGGCCUGUAGGGGGGAGGGAGAGGUGGAGUUCAAGGAAGAGAAAAGCCUAUCUGUUGUGGAGAUGGUGGCCUACCUGGAGCAGAGGGCCAGCGACCAGCAGCUGGACUGCGCCAAAUACCCUCCCCUUCGGAGCUCCAGCAGCGUCACCCCAGCCAAGGCGGGGCCCAUGUUUCCUGUGGACCAGGCAGGAGUCCCAGAGGCCUUGGAGGUCCGUGAGGAGGAGGGUGAGAGUGUGCGGGUCCUCGAGAUGGUGGCCAGGCUGGAGUCGGAGUGUCUGAAGCGCCAGUGUGAGAGGGAGGCGAGUGGGGCCCUGUCACGUAGCAACAGCCUGCGUCGGAGUGUGGGUCGGGUGCUGCUGGCCAGGGCGGGGCCAGAGGCCUGCUCCCGUCCCCCGUCCCUGACACGGGAUGUGUCCUACUCAAUCCUUGUUCCUCACACGGACGGCCCCAGCAGCCCUCUGGCGCACUGCGGGAUGGCCCCCUCGGGCAUGGCCGGUGCCAUCAGUGAGACGGAGAUGGGGAGCCUAGCUUCCCUUUGUCCCUGUGAGCCUGUGGUCUCUCCCUGUGGGAUCCAGAGUGCUGUGCCACGCACCCCCGGCCAGCAGGAGAGAAGGGGAGAUGGGGAGGAAGGCGGAGGCAUGCAGAUGCAGGGAGAGGAGGCAAAAGCAGGGGGUGAAACUUGCGCCAAGCACCGCGAGGAGCCACCACCCGGCAUGCUGUUCUUCUCCCUGCUGCAGGAGCAGCAUCCCGCCCCAAACGCUGACACCACCCCCACGCUCCCUCAGGACAGUCUCUCCCCUUAUCCUCUUUUCAGGAGAGAGGGACAGAACGUGAAGGAGGAGGCGGAUGUGGACGGGGAAGGGGAGACAGAGGCACUGGGCCAGGAGAGGGCUCAGUUUCCCCUCCGCCGGCUGGUCUCCCAUGAGUUUCUGGAGACGCGCUUCAAGAUCCAGCUGUUGCUGGAGCCCCAGCAGUACAUGGCCCUGUUGCCUCACCACAUCAUGGUGAAGAUCUUCAGCUUCCUGCCCACCCAGGCUCUGGCCGCCCUCAAGUGCACAUGCCACUACUUCAAAUUCAUAAUCGAGAGCUACGGCGUGCGGCCGGCAGACUCGCGCUGGGUCUGCGACCCCCGCUACAAGGAUGACCCCUGCAAGCAGUGCAAGAAGCGGUACGGGCGAGGAGAUGUGUCCCUGUGCCGCUGGCACCACAAGCCCUACUGCCAGGCCCUGCCUUAUGGCCCGGGCUACUGGAUGUGCUGCCAUGGCUCACACAAGGACACGCCUGGCUGCAACGUGGGUCUCCACGAUAACCGCUGGGUCCCCGCCUUCCACAGCAAAAAUAUGCCAAUUUACAAAAAAGCCAGAGAGAGCGAGGAGGACUCGUAGUGGUUGGGCAGCAGUGGGCAUGGUGUGCCUUUUUUUUACUGUUGUGAGGGCUUGUGUGUGUGUGUGUGUGUGUGUGUGUGUGUGUGUGUGUGUGUGUGUGUGUGUGUGUGUGAGAAUGUGAGACUGACUAGAUUGUUGUUGCUAAUGAGGAAUCACUGGACCCCCCACUAAGAACAUUGUUUUCAGCACUUUAGCCUUGCAAGAUGGAGUUUCUCAGAGAAUUCUGGGUACCUCUUGCUGUGCUUUGUUUUUCAACAAGCAUUAAUCAUGUAGUUGCUAUAAUGAUGUGGUUCAACAAUAUUUUCAAGGUGAAUGUUUAUCUGCUAAGCAAAUAAAUCAAAUAAAGUUGUAAUACCUAUAUGUGAAUUUGUGGAUGAUGUUGUCAAUGUUCAUGAGGAGUUAGAGUUAAAGGGCUUUUUGACAACAAUGUGAAUUUACCUUCUCCAUCCCCAUAUGGUCAUUUUCAUGAACACACCAGUGAUGGAUAGUUAGUGACACAGUCUGAGAUUUUCUUUCUGCAGUGAUUGGAGCUACUUCUGAGCCCUGUUGCAUUUACAGUGUAUAUAAAGCGAAGUUGUAUCAGUACAGGGUAAGGAAUGAUGGCAUGCACAGUACUUGAGAAAGUGGCUGUGUCCCAGUCACAAAUGAACAAGUGAACCCAUGCUUCACCUGAUGACAUAUGCUUGAACAAGAAAGGGAAGGGUGUUUGAGAGUGAAAUUGAGACAUACUCUGUCAUUAUUCCAGUGCCAUGGCUCGUUAUGAAACAAGAACGACUCCAAAAAUUACACCAAGCUAUGGAAACGGCAGAAGAGGUGACAUCUUCGUUAAAAGUGCUUGGGAUAGCAUACAUGAAGGGUACGAGAUUGUACACAUUAAAACGGAGAAACUGAGGACAGGUGAAAGUUCAUUUUGCAGAUCAGGAUGCCCUUGAUCAUGUGACUCAGCGCUAUUUUGAGGGUAAGUGCUUAGGGAAAGUGAGCAGAAAUGCGGAGCAGCCUGUGAAUACCUUCUACCUUAAGUAGCUGGAAGUUUUUUUUGUUUUUUGAUUUAAAGGCUGGUUGUGUAUUUUUUUUUCUUUUUGAAAUGCAUCCCAUACAUAGUGCUAGCGCAGGCCCUGCUCCCUAGCCCCUGCAAUACAGCUACAUGGUUUUCAGUUUUUUAUGCAAAUAUACCUCAUACAAUGAUCCUAUUCUGAAAGGGAAACAUUUAUAAUAUGGAAGGUUUGCAGUUAAGUCUCAAUUUCUGCUCUCUAUAAUGGUUUUAACUACACAAUUUAUUAAAAAAAAAAUAAAAAAGCCUUCUAUACUGA